This is a messenger RNA of Chenopodium quinoa (quinoa), 654 nucleotides long. RefSeq lists its product as uncharacterized. The transcript has 5 exons. Bases 1 to 654 code for a protein of 217 amino acids. The record is from RefSeq and is a predicted model, not a curated record. NCBI's taxonomy places the organism in Eukaryota, Viridiplantae, Streptophyta, Magnoliopsida, Caryophyllales, Amaranthaceae.
AUGAGGGCUAUGAAUGUUUCGUUCAUCUCCUUGAGUAAGAAUCUCUCUCUAAAAAAAGCAGAACAAGAGUUGAAGACAUCGUCGCCAACUGUUUUCCAGUUUUGUUGGAAAAAAGAGGAAGUAUAUAUGCAGUUACCUCCGAGUUAUAAUUGUCCUACUCCAGGGAAAGUUUGUAGGUUGCAUAAGUCUCUAUAUGAUUAUUCUUUGUUCAGUUAUAUUCAGGGUACAGUCUCCCUUCAUGUUCUUGUGUAUGUUGAUGAUCUUAUUAUUACUGUUGCUCGUGGUCCGGAAGGUAUAUUUUUGUCUCAGCGUAAAUAUGCUUUAGAUGUGUUAUCUGAGGUGGGAAUGUUAGGUUGUAAGCCUAUAGAUACUCCUAUGGAACAGAACCAUCGUCUUGCAUAUGCCGAGGGGGAGCCAUUCUCUCAACCUGAUUGGUGCAACAUUGGGAUGUGGCAAUCAGGGUACUUCGCUAUAUCAAAGGUAGUCCUUGUCAGGCCUAUGAAGUUGUAUUGUGAUAGUCAAUCUGCUCUCCAUAUUGCUAAAAAUCCUGUUUUUAAUGAUCGUACUAAGCAUAUAGAGGCAGAUUGUCACUUUGUUCGUGAUGAGUUGGUAAAUGGUAAUCUAGCUACUACGUAUGUUCCUACAGGUCAUUAG